Messenger RNA from Salvia miltiorrhiza (redroot sage), 1207 nucleotides. RefSeq lists its product as uncharacterized. Gene Ontology annotation, cellular component: mitochondrion. Lineage: Eukaryota; Viridiplantae; Streptophyta; Magnoliopsida; Lamiales; Lamiaceae. The record is from RefSeq and is a predicted model, not a curated record. Gene Ontology annotation, molecular function: zinc ion binding; protein-folding chaperone binding. The coding region runs from base 545 to 1090 and encodes 181 amino acids. The transcript is spliced from 6 exons. Gene Ontology annotation, biological process: protein folding; protein import into mitochondrial matrix; protein stabilization.
GUAAGAAUUCCCUCCCGCUGAUUUCAGAAGACUAUGUUUACUUGUGUCAGCCUUUAAUUUGUUAAUUUGUCCCACUUUGGUUGAUCCAUCAUUUAUUCCGUUAAUUUGCCAGACUUUGGUUAAUUUGUCAGCCUUUAAUUUGUUAAUUUGUCACACUUUGGUUGAUCCUAAUGUAUAUAGGACCAUCAUUCAAGUUGAAUUUGGUUUGGAAGAUGAAGAAAUCAAAGGUGAAAUUCACAGAUCUAGUGAUAUUAUAUUUGUAUAACAUGUGUACAAAAAUAACCAUCUUUGUAACCAUUUGGAUCUGGAAAUCGUCGCACUCAUUUGAUGGGCAAGAUAGUAAGCAUCUAAUUAGUUUAACUUUUUAAAAAAUGGAAUCACAUAGAUUGUUUUUCUUGAUGGAUUGUGGCAGAGUCCCACAUUUUCCGAGUCUCGUUAGUUUUGGAUUCUUUUUAGUUAAACAACACCGUCGUGAAUUCAAGAACUCAGUGAAAAGAGGAACAACGAAAUUGAAGGUUCUGUUCAUCUUCAUCUGUUGUUGAAAAUGGACGCCGUUAACAGCUUCAAAUUUCUCGCAUUGGAAAAGUAUAUGCCCCUUGUGGUCAAAGCCCCCAAAUUUUCUCUUCCAUGUUCCCACUUAUUCAGACCUAAUUUAGGUGUCAAACAUGGAGAUUUUACACUUCCGAGGUCAUCUUCGAUCACCGUUCGCAGUAGUUGGAGGUCGAGAAUCGCUUACCAAGGAAAUAAGGGUGCGGAGCAAUCUUUUAGGGUGCCAACCAUUUCAUGUUCGAUGGUAGAUGGCAAUGGAGAAUACAAAGAAAUGGAGCAGUCCUCUUCAAUGGAUUGCCGGCAGGAGGGUGUUAUUGACUUGAAGCUCCCAAGAAGACGUUUGUUAGUAACUUUUACAUGUGACUCCUGUGGUGCACGGUCACAGAGAUUAAUAAAUAGACUAGCUUACGAACGGGGUCUUGUUUAUGUGCAGUGUUCAGGAUGUUCUCAGUACCACAAGCUUGUCGACAAUCUCGGACUUGUUAUUGAGUACAACUUGCAGGAGGAAAUUGAUUUAGAUGCAAAUAUAGAUCAAGUCUAGACAGAUCUUUAAUUUGUCAGCAUUUCAAUUUUUGAGGCAAAAAAUCUGCUGUGAUCUCAUGACAAAUAUAACAAAUUUUAAAUUUUUAGAAUGAUAGUAAAACAUUUUGGAGAUAAA